Molecule: messenger RNA, 5169 nt
Organism: Grosmannia clavigera kw1407
Lineage: Eukaryota; Fungi; Ascomycota; Sordariomycetes; Ophiostomatales; Ophiostomataceae
Product: sec7 domain containing protein
Exons: 2
Coding region: 1-5169 (1722 amino acids)
Biological process (GO): regulation of ARF protein signal transduction
Molecular function (GO): guanyl-nucleotide exchange factor activity
Source: RefSeq, a predicted model, not a curated record
AUGCACCCCGAUCACUCCCGCCCUUCCCAGAGGAGGCGGCCAGAUCUCACUAUCAACACAUCACGGGCUACAGCCAAAUCCACAGGAUCUGUCCCCCCGUCGCCGCCAACCCGAAAAGCCGCAGUUUCUGGCGCCAGGGGUGGCAGUCCCAAUUUCGCCUCUACCGCGACGGCAGCCACUGCUACUGCCGCUGCCACGACUGCCCCGACGCGUGCUAUUACCGCCCGAAGAAGCAGUCACGCGCCAAAGCCGGCCUCGUCAGACGCCACAGCGGCCGAAAGCGGGACCUAUCACGAUUACCACCCACACGUCAACAUGGCUGCCAGCAGAGAGAAUGGCCGGACCACGGCUGACAUGCCCCAUAUGCCGGGACAGCGCGAUUCGCACGACCUUUCGCUGCCGUCGCGCCACGUCCGCGACUCGCUCGUGUCCAACAUGCUGCUCUCGCUCGACCAGUUUUCCAUGGGACAGCUGGGCGACCCAUUGAGCUCUGCCGGUCCGUCGCGCACUGGCAAUUCGUUUGACGACCGCCUCUACUCCAUCUCCACCUCGGGCACCGGGGAGGAUCUGUCCAGGAUCAACACGAUUCCACCGUCUGUUGCGCGUGGGGCCGCCCGCCACGGCUACUCGUACAGCUCCGACUACGAGGUCGCCGAUGACGCUAGCCGUGUUUCCGGCAGCAUCCAUUCACGAGGCCAUCGCAGCAACAGCAGCUCGGGCUUCCAGUCCAGCCUAGGCCGCAUCAAUAGCAUGCGCGAAUCGCUGCAUCGCGGCAGCCAGCCGGGCACGCCCCGGAUGAUGCACUCACGGGGAGGCAAGGCUAGCAAGAGCAGUAGCACCAAUAGCAUCGAUGCCGGCGGCUAUGUGCAGGUGUUGGGCAGCCAGCGCUGGGCUCACGGCUUCGGUCGCCGCUCGUCCAGUUUCGACAUGGGCCAGCAGCGGCCAGCCCGCAGCAUGUUGGGCAAUGGUCCUCCGCCGAGCUUGAUUCCGGGCUCGGGCCCCAUUGAAGGCUCUUCCUCCGGCGGCGGCGGUGUCAGUGGCCUACAGCCAUGGCAUAUUGACUUCUCCAAUGCCUUUUUCAACGAGAACUACGACGAUGCCGCUCCGACACCAACUGUUCCUGGCGGUCCUCGCAAGCUCAACUCCGUGCCGUCCAUGCCUUCGAUACCGUUCUACCAAUCCGCCUCGAGCGACUCAAUGGGCGACCCGCGAGCCUCGAUGCGACCACCUGAGCGCCGACGUAGUGUGCGGUCGUCAAAAAGUGCCACCGUUGGCCGCCAGCCCCCAGCGAAAUUCGCCUCUACCGCUCCGCCGCUCCCCGUCUACGAUAUCGAUUCGGCGCCGGCACCACACAUUGGCUACGAGAAGACCAAGGACGCCGCGUCCCCUGCCAUGACUCCUGCCCAGCAGCAAUUGCUGCAGCAGCAGCAACAACAGCAACAACAACAAUAUUUGCAGUUACAGCAGCAACAGCAGCAACAACAACAGCAUCAAAAGCCUGGGUUCUUCAGGAGAGUAUUUGGCUCUUUCCGCGAUACCGUCGCCGGCUCCGAGCAGAGCUCUUCUAAUACAGCCGCCCCAGCCAACUCGGCCAACUCAGCCUUUGCUCUUAUGACAGCCGAAGCCGCAGGCAGUCGGGUUCCGGCCGGCAAGUCGCAAAGCACACCGCCAUCGCGCGACAGCCACCAUUCGACACAUGCAACGAUACAGAAAAAGCCGUCCGGCUUCUUCCGACGGCGAAAGAAGAGCGUCUCGGAAAUCGAUGGCCCGCCCCCGCUACCAGCUGCCUUUGUGCAGCAAGCAAGCCCACAGCCACCCCCUCCACCACCCCCAUCUAAGACGCAACCGGCAGUCCCACCGGCCCCGCCACUGAAGCCCCCCGCAUUGCGGGACGACCGUCUGCUUGACGGCCAGGCUGACAGCCCUGCCACGAGUCUGCGCCGGGCUAUGAGCCCUUACUUGAAAUACAGCUCGUCCUUCCCGAACACGUUGGCGGGAAAGACUGGCAGCCCUCUGAUGUUGCAGAGCGACGAUCUGUACGACGCAGAGCCGGAGCAGACAGCCGCCCAGGGCGCAGAGGCGGACGAUAUGGCGGCGCGUGCCGUGAGAGGCUUUUCGCCUGACUAUGAACCAUCCCCGGACGCGACGAUCCGGUCAGUCGAGCCCGAGCCGACUGAUCCUCACCACCGUCUGGCUACGCCGUUGCGGGAGCAACCAAAUGCGCCUCACCCGGCGCGGUCGGGCUCUUUCCUGAGCGACAACAGCGACGACGAGGACAGCCCUCGCCGUGUUGCGAAGAAGACGCUGGCGGAACAAGGAGUGAAGAAGCGGGGCAGUCGAAGCUCACUGGUGGCGUCGAUCAUGGGCGAUUUCAGUCUUUUGUCUCCGACGACAGCACACCAACGCAGCAAGGAGCGUACCGGCAGCAGGGCGACACAGGACGACGCCGAGUCGCGUGGCUCCCGCCUGAGCCUUCCGGUCGAAGGGCCGAUUGCGCCCCGUAGCAGCACACGUGGCUCGGACACGGCAAUUCCACGCAUGCCGAGCCUGCAGUUCGAUGCACCACCCAAGAGCAAGCCCGUUCCUGCACCCAUCGCCACUGGAACGGCCAAGGAGCUGAUUGACGAGCCGGAGUUUGUCAUUGGCGACCCGACCGAAGACGACCGGAACAAGGCGUUGAACAUCUUUGAGGGCAACGAAGACUUCAUCCAGAGGGGAAAGGCUGCGGCUUGGAUGGGCGAGGAGGGACCGGUGCGCCAGCGAACGCUACAGGCCUACAUGGACCUGUACAACUUCCAGAACCAGAGCAUCGUUAAGGCUCUGCGCGAAGUCUGCCGACGGCUGAUCCUGCGCGCCGAAACGCAACAGGUUGACCGCAUCCUGGUGUCGUUUUCGAAGAGAUGGUGUACCUGCAACCCCAAUCAUGGCUUCAAGUCCAUGGAUGUUGUCCACACGGCCUGCUACUCAAUCAUGCUUUUGAACACGGAUCUGCAUAUGGCGGACAUCGAGUCGAAAAUGACCAAAAGCCAGUUCAUCAAAAACACAAUGACCUCUAUCCGGCAAACGGCGGGAGAAUGCUCGCCCACGGUGUCGAAGCGGCCGAGUAUCUUGCCUGGCAGAGGCUCUGCCUUCUCGAGCAGCAAUGAGGGGAGCGGCAAGCAGUCGGCCAUGAGCCAAGCGAAAGAGUACACAACCGGCUUGGGGCUGUCGGCGUCCUCCUUCCUGCCGCCGCGGUCGGGAUCGUCGCAGGGCCACCACCACGAUGAGAUUGGUCCGUUGAUCAGCACUCCGUUUGACGGCACGAUGCACGCAUGGGAGGCCCAGAUGGAGCUUGUGUUGAGGGAUAUUUACUCGUCCAUCCGCGACGAGCGGCUGCCCCUGUUCGGAGCGGAUAACAGCCAGGCAAGCAACCAGAACGGGCUGUCGGUCAAAGGCAUGUUGAAGCGUACGCCGAGCGUGCUGAGCAAGACGCCGUCGGAGAGCCAAAUGUCGACGCGCGGGCGAGUGACAGACCAGAAUGGGCGGGCCAGCUCGUCCCGCUGGACGUCCAAGAGCCGGUCGAGGGCGCGGGUGACGACAAGCAGCGGCGGCAACAACGGAUUCAACUCGAGCCGGACGAGCUUUGACGAUGCGAACUCGAUGUGGAGUCCGACGGCGUCGUCAGCGACGUGGAGCCGGCAGUCACUGGGUCGGACACAGGCGUCGAUGUCUAUGGAAUCGUUCAAUUCGUCGUGGGGCCGGGGAGACUACCAGCAGUCGAUCGGGUUUGCCAACGCUCUCAGCCAGGCGAUCAUCCGGGAAGACGGGCUGAGCGCGGGCGACGAGCAGUCGGUGCACCAGAAGGACCACCCGCUGCUGGAUGACGAAUCGCUGGAGCUAGCAGGGCCACCAUGGGUGAAGGAGGGGCUGGUGGUGCACAAGCAUCACCUAGGCGGGACGGACAAGAAGGCCAAGGACCGGACGUGGAACGAGGUUUUUGUGGUGGUGCAGAAGGGCCAGAUCAGCCUCUUUUCCUUUACGCCGAACAAGUCGAUGCGCAGCAAGAACCGCGGCCGCGGCAAUGGGGCCCUGGCGCCGGGAGCCGUCGUUGGCGGCGGCAACUGGCAGGACAACGCAACGAAUCUGGGGACGUUUGGGCUGAAGCAGUCGCUGGCAUCGGCGCUGCCGCCACCAGGUUACUCGCGACAGCGGCCCAACGUGUGGGCGCUGAGCCUGCCGACAGGGGCGGUGCAUCUGUUCCAAGUGGGCACGCCGGAGAUCUGCAAGGAGUUUGUGACGACGGCGAACUACUGGAGUGCACGUCUCAGCACCCAUCCGCUCGUGGGGGGCAUCUCGAACAUGGAGUUUGGCUGGAGCGAUGCGGUCGUGAACAAUUCGCUUGUCAGUGCGAUCAACCACAACGGGUCGAAUUCGGCGCUUCCAGCUCCACCGGCAAGCAGCAGCGGCGUCAGUCUCGCCGGAGGCGGCAGCAGUGGCAGCGGCCUCGGGCAUGGACUCGGGCUUGGGGCUAACAACAACAGCAGCACGGGACUUGCACAGGUUUCGCGGCCGGGAUCGGCAGCGGCUGGUCGGACAAGCCUGCAGUCACGUGGCUCGUUCCGGUCGAGCUCCUUCGACUUUGGUCACGUGCGUAACGGCUCGGCUUCGAGUGCUAACGGGACGUCAGCGCUGCAUGGCGGCGGUUCCAGCAGCCGGCACGGCAAGCUGCCGGGCGACCGGAUCCAUAUUGCGGACUGGGCGCCGCCGACACAGUCGAUGCGGCCGUCACACGCGGCCGAGGCGCAGCAGCUGCAGACGCUGCUGGCCUAUGUGAAGAGCAUCGAGGACGAGCUGCAAGUGCACAACGGGCUGCGGUCGCCGAUGCUGCUGGCCUUUUCGCCGCGCGGCCAGAACGCGCAAAAGGCCCUGGCCAAUUGGGAGCGCAAGAGCGCGUAUCUGCUGCGCGAGAUUGUCAAGUACCACACGUAUGUCGACUGUCUGUCGGAGGCGGCGCGGCGGCGUGGCGAGAUCUACCACGAGCGCGACAUUGCCCGGCGAGCUGCCCGGGGCGAAGACGGCGAGCCGACGGACGUCGAGGACGACGGCAUGGCUAGCGACGAAGACGACAGCGGGCUCGAGUCGGAAGACGAAGACUAUGCCGACCAUGCCGACGAAACGUUGCGGGCGUGA